UCCAAGAUUCACCACGGAAGCUGAGUUGAGAAAUGUUGCGAUAGAGUUUCAAAGUAUGAUCGUUUAUAAUCGGAAAGCUAAGGGUUUCGAACGAAGAGGUACAUUUGAACAACAUCUGAUUAAACUGGUGGAAAUCACGGAGGGAUGACAACAGUGCUGGUAUGGUUGAUUGCUACAGAUAAGAUCCCACUAUGAAGUGUCUGCUGAUAGCCAGCGAGAGCGCUGAGGUCCUCUUCUAUUGGACAGACCCAGAGUUUGAACUCAACAUCCAGGAGCAGUAUGGCGCGUCACAGGAAGAGGGGGAGAAGCCACCAGCAUUUGAGGACAGCAUCAACACUCUGUUUGCCCCCAUCAUCAUCUCCUGCAGUACCAUGGUGGACAGACUGGGAGACAGCUAUACAUCCUUUAGUACUGAGAACAAUCACACCUAUGUGCUACAUCAGUUUGAGGAGUGUCUGUACAUCGCUGUGAACGGAGACAGAGAAGAGGGCGAGGAGGAUCUGAAGAGGAAGAUUUACGUGAUGAAGAAGAUGAUUGAGGUCCUCUUCGGCAUGGUUACCCUCAGCAGCACCCUGAUCAGGAAAGAGCUGCGUCCUCAGGACACAGAGCAGAGGACCAAUCUAUGGAAAUAUCUACAGAAUCUCCUGGAGACCUACAGCCGCCUCCAAGAGCAGGACCAGAGCUUUUUAGUAGAGGCAGUAGAGAGGUUGAUCCAUCCUACUCUAUGUGAACAGUGUAUAGAGUUUCUGGAGCGUCGCUUGGUGCAGCAGAUCAACAGUAGUGUGGAGAGAGCAGGAGAGGAGGUCCUCCAUGCAUUCAUACUGGUGCACACCAAACUACUAGCCUUCUAUUCCAGUCGUAACGCUAGUACCCUCACCUCGUCUGACCUGCUGGCUCUUAUCGUCAUGGUGCAGAACAUGUAUCCUAGCAACAUCGACCUGGAGGAUACUGCCCCCGAGGAUGUGGAGAACACCUCAGCCCCAGAUAUAUUCUACACUCCAGAGCCUUCCCCUACUAAUAGGGACUCUGGGACUGACAGGGACUCUGUUAAUUCAGGCAGGCAUGAGGAGAGCAGGCAUGAGGAGAGCAGGCAUGAAGAGAGCUGUCAUGAAGAGAGCUAUCAUGAAGAGAGCUGUCACGAAGAGAGCUGUCAUGUGGGGAGCGGUACUCCUGUGUUCCAGUUUUUGGAUCCAGACAUUCAGAUGGCAGAGGACAGUCUCCAGACCCUGGAAGCUCCUCCCCCUGACCCCUCAAACCCUAGCAGAGUCUUCCUAGAGGUCACGCUGAAGGAGGGCUGCUAUCCCAUGAUGCCUCAUUCCAUGUACUGUCUGCCACUCUGGCCGGGCAUCACUCUGGUGCUGCUCACUAAGAUACCUAACAGUAACCUGGCCAUGUCAGUCUAUGUGUUCCUGGAGGCAUUUGCUAAGUUGGAGAAGCGUCUGAGUGAAGGUCUGGAGGGGUCAGCGGCCCGCGGACAGACGUCCAUACAGGACCUCCGCAACAAACUGGACAAGUUCAUUAGGGCAUUGGGAACCUCAGACAUACAGACGUCCCAGCUACAGAGUGUGUGGACAGAGUUUAAGAGCCGCGCAUUCACCAGAGGAGGACCUGGCUUCAGCAAGGACCUGGUCCCCUGGUGUCGUACUAUGAAGAGCCAGCUGUGUGGAGUCUACAGACAAUGUUUCAUCACAGAGAACACAGUUGGAGGAGGGAAUCCACAGCGUCUAUCACCCAGUCUACAGGACAGAGCUCUCACCAUGGUGCAGGAGAAGUUGAUGGAUUGGAAAGACUUCCUGUUGGUGAAGAGUAAGAGAAACAUCACCAUGGUGUCGUACCUUGAGGAGUUCCCGGGCCUGAUCCAUUUCAUCUACGUCGACCGCACCGCUGGUCAGAUGAUCGCUCCAUCUCUCAACAUCACGGACCGCGCAACCUCUGAGCUAGGAAAGGGGCCACUGGCUCACUUCAUAAAGGGCAAGGUAUGGGGCCUGGUUAAUACAUCGAGGAUUUACCUACAGAAGGGUUAUUCCACUGUCACUCUGAGAGAUGGAGACUACUUCUUCUGCUACUUCCUCUGGUUUGAAAACGAAACGGGCUACAAGCUGGAAGUAAAGGACCUGCCAAUACUGCCCAAUGACUCCGCCCCCAUCGGAAUGCUGGCCUGGGACUACUACAGGAAGCUGUUGCGCUACUACAGUAAGAGCCACCAGGGGGAGGUGGUGAAGUGUUAUGAGCUGCUGACAGUCCAUCUAGGAGUCAUCCCAACAGAGUACAUACUACAACACUGUAGUCAAUUAGCACGCAAACUCUGGGAGCCCUCACGUAUACCCCUACUGUAGGAGACACACACACACAUAGAUCACUGAUUGUACAAAACAUUAUGUACACCUGCUCUUUCUAUGACAUUAACUGACCAGGUGAAAGGUAUGAUAUCUUAUUGAUGUCACUUGU
This is a messenger RNA of Oncorhynchus tshawytscha (Chinook salmon), 2448 nucleotides long. It is a transcript of the gene hps1, whose product is annotated as HPS1 biogenesis of lysosomal organelles complex 3 subunit 1. Gene Ontology annotation, molecular function: guanyl-nucleotide exchange factor activity. The coding region runs from base 192 to 2336 and encodes 714 amino acids. Gene Ontology annotation, cellular component: BLOC-3 complex. Gene Ontology annotation, biological process: melanosome assembly; vesicle-mediated transport. The transcript has 18 exons. NCBI's taxonomy places the organism in Eukaryota, Metazoa, Chordata, Actinopteri, Salmoniformes, Salmonidae. The record is from RefSeq and is a predicted model, not a curated record.